This is a messenger RNA of Prorocentrum cordatum, 2132 nucleotides long. The record is from the annotation of a GenBank genome assembly. Lineage: Eukaryota; Dinophyceae; Prorocentrales; Prorocentraceae.
GACGACACCCGCCAUGGCCGGAAUACGACGCAAGAGGCCGCCAGGACGGCUCAAGAGGCCGCCAAGACGGCCCAGAAGAGGCCCCCAAGACGGCCUCGAGAAAGGGGUCCGUAGCCAUUUUGGCUCAAGUCAUUUUGGCUCAAGUCAUUUUGACUCGAGGCUCGAGACUCGCGUUCCCACCCGACAGGCGCCCGCUGCAGCUCGAUCGUUCGCCCGCCAUGCGCGCGGACAGGAGCGAGUUCCUGCCGCUCCAGCUCCCCCUCGAGAGCGACUGCGAGCCAGGGGUGAUCGCCCCCGCGCGGGCGCCGCGCGCGCCGCGCGAGCAGCGCGCUCUGGCCGGGGCGGCGGCGCUGUCGGCGGCCGCGGCGGCGCUGGCUUUGCUGGCUGUGGCUUGGCGCGCGGGGCCCUCCACGGGGGCCGCGACUCUUGCCUCUCCCGAGGUUAUAAUUGUCGAGGCUGCCAGCAAUGUGAGCGGCGGGGAUCCCAGCGAGACCGAUCCGUGCUCGCAGACGGGGGCGUCUUGCGACUUGCGAACUUACCCAGUGCUGUUCUGAGCCUGGCGCGAAGUGCUACAAGAAGAACGACCAUUGGAGCUCGUGCAACCAAACUUGCAACCCAUACAGUCUGUGGACGGUUGACGGAUGGGUCACGACGAACGAGACAGUCUGGGACUGCACGGAGAUUCGGCCGCCGUGCUCGGCAACUGGGGCGUCUUGCGCACUGUCCCAGUGCUGCUCUCAGCCAGGGGCGACGUGCUACAAGAAGAAUGACUACUGGUUCGCGUGCAACCAAACUUGCAAUCCAAACUACAUGUGGAUGGAGAAACGGCUGGGUCAAGACGAACGAAACAGUUUGGGAUUGCGAAGUCAUCAGCAUCGACAGUACCGACGUUUCGUCCGACUCCGAUGUCAGUAUUGCCGCUGGCGCCGAUGUGUCGGCAGACGCCGCGAGUAGCUCCGAUGUCGCGACAGCCUCCGUUUGCUCGCCGAACGGGGAGUCUUGCGCACUUACCAUGUGUUGCGCUGAUCCUGACGCGACGUGCUACAAGAAGAAUGACUACUGGUUCGCGUGCAACCAAACUUGCGACCCAAACUCCAUGUGGAUGGAGGACGGGUGGGUCAAGACGGACGAGGCUGUUUGGGAUUGUGGUGAACAUAUUAUCGAUGAAUCAGAGGACUCGCAGACUUUCUGGUACUGGUUGCUUCGCCUGCUCAGUAGGUAGUAGCACUUAUAUGGCAUUUUCAGCCGUCGCCUCCUCAACACGUGCAGUCUCGCAGACUUCCAUUAUCCCCCCUUCAUCUCAUCUUCUACUCCUCAUGCUCCUCCCUAAAGGGCUGCGCCCAUUUAGAGCGCCUAGGUGCACGAGAUGAGACUGUCAGUGAUCCUGUUGUUUAAAAACUUGUUAGAUGCUGCCAGAAGCUUUUAGCAGACCAUAUCGCUGGCCUUUGUUUUUGCAUCUUGCUGGAGACCCUGGCAGCAUGCCGAGGCGUCUGACUGUGCCAGAUCCCUCGUCGAGAAUUCUCAUCUCAGCCCCCCCCCUCCCCAAGAUGCCUCCUGCCCACUCUCUUCUUUCUCCUUCCUCCUCCUCAUCCUUAUCAUCAUCCUCAUCAGAUACAUUCUCGCGUUUUUACCUUUUCGCUUGCCCCCUGUCAGUCCAAGACAACCUAAGGGGCCCGUGGGAUUGAAGCAGGCUGUAUUGAUCGAGCCUAGUGCAGAGAAUCCCGUCGGGCUGCCUAGUGGGCAGCAUGCGCGCAAGGCACAGCCCAGGGGUGGUGCGAAAGGCAGUCCGCUCGAGUGUGACGCAGACAGGCGGAGCCGGGCGGAGCCCGAGGGCGGCAGGCGCAGCCAGGUGCGCGCGAGCCAAGUUUGUCAUUGGCGUCCUUUGCACAGUGGGCGGUGCUGGGUGACCCGUUCACACAGACAGCCAGCGGCCUGGAUGGUCGUGCGAGGACCGCGCGGCACGGCGCGCGUCGGUGCGGCACCGCGCUUCCCGUACGCGCGGCGCGGCGCAUCGACGGAGUAGCUCGACCAAUGAAGACGCUGCCAAAGGCCAGAAAAAAAAAGACGGCCUCGAGAAAGGGGCAAGAGCGCGGACCCAAGCCGACAUUUCGAGCCCAGGUGCCAAGAGCCCA